Molecule: messenger RNA, 1242 nt
Organism: Ipomoea nil (Japanese morning glory)
Lineage: Eukaryota; Viridiplantae; Streptophyta; Magnoliopsida; Solanales; Convolvulaceae
Product: quinone oxidoreductase-like protein 2 homolog
Exons: 7
Coding region: 84-1130 (348 amino acids)
Molecular function (GO): oxidoreductase activity; zinc ion binding
Source: RefSeq, a predicted model, not a curated record
UAUAUAUUUUACACGCAAUGACAGAAGUAGAUAGCAAUUCUUAGCAUAGCACUGUUCGUUUCCCAAGAAAAAGAUUACAAAAAAUGGAAGCUUUAGUAUGCAGAAAGAUCGGCGACCCAACAAUCCGACCGAACUCGGACGAUUCUCCACUCACCUAUUCAACAUCCCAUCCGAUCCCGGAACUCGUCUCGCCGAACUCAGUCCGAGUCCGGGUCAAAGCCACGAGCUUGAACUUCGCCAAUUACCUGCAAGUCCAAGGGUUGUACCAAGAGAAGCCUCCGUUGCCGUUCAUCCUUGGCUCCGAUUACUCGGGAAUCGUCGACGCCGUCGGCCCCAAAGUCACUAAAUUCAGGGUCGGCGACCGUGUGUGCUCUUUUGCCGCGCUUGGUUCAUUUGCCCAAUUCAUCGUCGCCGAUGAAUCCGAUUUGUUUCGAGUGCCUGAUGGUUGUGAUCUAGUUGCGGCUGCUGCACUUCCUGUGGCAUAUGGAACAUCACAUGUAGCCCUAGCUUACAGGGCGCAGUUGCGUCAGAACCAGGUUUUGCUGGUUCUUGGAGCAGCUGGAGGUGUUGGGGUUUCAGCAGUACAGAUUGGAAAGGUUUGCGGAGCUACUGUUAUUGCUGCUGCGAGGGGAGCUGAGAAGGUGGAUUUUUUGAAGUCGAUGGGUGCUGAUCACGUAGUUGAUGUGAGCAAGGAUAACGUUAUUGAGAAUGUUAGGGCGUUUCUAAAGUCAAGAAAGCUCAGGGGGGUUGAUGUCUUGUAUGAUCCAGUAGGGGGAAAGCUUUCGAAAGAUAGCUUGAAACUGUUGAAUUGGGGAGCACAGAUUUUGGUUAUUGGGUUUGCGAGUGGACAAGUGCCCGUCAUCCCAGCAAAUAUUGCUCUCGUUAAGAACUGGACAAUACACGGACUCUACUGGGGAAGCCAUAAGAUACACCGCCCAGCUGUGCUUGAAGAUUCUCUCAACGAGCUAUUAUCUUGGUUGUCGAGGGGCUUGAUUACCAUAAACAUCUCUCAUACUUUCGGCCCAUCAGAGGCCAAUCUCGCUUUCUCUGCCCUCAAAGAUAGGAAGGCGAUCGGGAAGGUGUUGCUUACUUUUGGCGAUGGCAAGACCGUCGGGCAAUCUAAGCUUUAGAUGUUUCACCAUGUAGUCAUGGAGCUCCUGCCAGCACUGCUCCAAGGACAUCCUUGAAAAUAAUCAAGUUUUAUAAGAUAAUAAUAAAUAAUACGAAGUAUAUGUGUUAUUA